Molecule: messenger RNA, 1436 nt
Organism: Scatophagus argus
Lineage: Eukaryota; Metazoa; Chordata; Actinopteri; Scatophagidae
Product: ras-related protein Rab-11B
Exons: 5
Coding region: 147-803 (218 amino acids)
Biological process (GO): regulated exocytosis; constitutive secretory pathway
Cellular component (GO): recycling endosome
Molecular function (GO): GTP binding; GTPase activity
Source: RefSeq, a predicted model, not a curated record
UAACGCAACUCUGUGCCUCAGCGGCUGUGCUCUUCCUGCGCAAUAUGCGCAUUGUCUUCUGUCAUCUUGGCACAGCACCCUGGUUAGGGCAGGGAAAGUAUUACUUGUUAUCACCGCAGUCUCAAAAAAGGUGAUUGUAUCAAACAAUGGGGAACAGAGACGAUGAGUAUGAUUUCUUAUUCAAAGUUGUACUUAUCGGAGACUCUGGAGUGGGGAAGAGUAACCUGCUGUCUCGUUUCACAAGAAAUGAGUUCAACCUGGAGAGCAAGAGCACCAUUGGGGUGGAGUUUGCCACUCGCAGCAUCCAGGUGGACGGCAAGACGAUAAAGGCUCAGAUCUGGGACACAGCUGGACAGGAACGCUACAGAGCGAUCACCUCAGCGUAUUACCGGGGUGCUGUUGGAGCUCUUCUGGUUUACGACAUCGCCAAGCACCUGACUUAUGAGAACGUCGAGCGCUGGCUGAAGGAGCUGAGGGACCACGCUGACAACAAUAUCGUCAUCAUGCUGGUGGGAAACAAGAGCGACCUCCGCCACCUCAGGGCAGUGCCCACUGAUGAGGCUCGAGCCUUCGCAGAAAAGAAUACUCUCUCAUUCAUUGAGACAUCAGCAUUGGACUCCACAAAUGUAGAAGAGGCAUUCAAGAACAUUUUAACAGAAAUCUACCGCAUUGUGUCGCAGAAGCAGAUAGCAGACAGAUCUGCACACGAUGAGUCUCCGGGCAACAAUGUAGUGGACAUAAGUGUUCCCCCAACCACUGAUGGGCAGAAGGGCAACAAACUGCAGUGCUGCCAGAGCCUGUGACUCUCCAUUACACUCGUCCUCUACCUAUCCACAUCUACCCUGUCAUCACAUCACCUGUGCACUUUUUUUUUGGUUCCCAUUGCUCAUGGCCAACUCCUUUGUCACUCUUUCCUUCAUUUUGUUUGUUCUGCCUUUCGUUGUGUUUUCCGUAGGACUUUUGAACUCACUUGUGCUCUUCUCUUCUGCCAUGAAAGAAAACUUCAAGAAGCCUUUAUGUCACUUGGUCAGUAGAGUUGUUCAUGGAAUCAAUGUGAAGGUUCCUGCAAUGCAGGAACAAGGCAGUUGUUGCUGUCAUGAUGAAGCCUGUUAUGUUGUUUGAACUGAACUCAAACUCUGUCAUAUAGAGGGAGGUUGUGAAAUACAUUUCAAUGGUUACCACUAGAUGGUGCUGUGUAAAUAAACUACAGGCAGUUACUCCAACCUGAUGAAGCAGUAUUAUGCAUCUGACAGUGUGGCUCUUCUUUCUUCUUACAUCAGAAGUUGACAUGCCAAAAAUAUCCUCAUUCUGUAUUUAUUGAACAAUAUUUGGCUUAAGUUGUCACUGUUUUACUUUAAGAACUGUAUAAAUUUACAAUAAAAUUCUUGACUAAAGUACUCUGUUGAAUUCAGACAUAAAAAUUAUGUUGUCUCUAA